AAAAAUUUAUUAUUUUUAUAGUUGGUCGGACCAAAUUCGUUUUAAAGUCUUACCGUCUUGGUAGUUUAGCACGUAGUUAGAUUUAGGCUUUGAAAUGAAAGAAAUAUUUCAAUUACCUGAUACUUUGCCCAUAUUCUUUGAAUCCGAUUCAUCCGAAAAAGUGUUUAUAGAAUUCAACGGCGAAGACGUUUUAUAUAUCAUCGGGGCUAUCGACGUCCACGUUUUGGAAGGGAUUAUAGAACCAUGGGGUUAUACGAUGACCGUGGAUAGUCCUAAGACUACAUUGUACUCUUCGGGAUUGCACGGAUUGAUUUCUAUUAGUUCGGCCGACGGACAAAAAGCAGUUGUUGUGCUGGAGAAGAGCAGCCAAUCCAGCAAAUGGAAAACAUUUAUGAAUAAUUAUGUUCCCAAUUACAACAUGUUUGACACUAGUGGAACUAGAUUGACUCCUCCAAAACGUUUACUUGAACUAGAAGAGCAAUUAGGUUGUUUGUUUGAUCUGAGUAAGACUCCGAUGUCAAAUCAAAGGCUUGUGAUGAAUGAACAAUAUCAACAUUUCUGUGAUGAACUCCUCGAACGUCCUAUUGGGUCCUCUACAGAAUCAAUCAGAAUUAUGUUGGCUGGGUACAAAAAUUCUGGAAAAUCAACAAUGAUGCGGUAUUUUAUAAAUAAAUGUCUUAAGAAGUGGAACAGAAUAUUAGUAUUGGACUUUGAUAUUGGCCAAAGUGAAUUUUUCAUACCUGGAUGUAUUUCAGCAUUUGUUAUUGAUAAACCAUUACUUGGACCAAAUUAUACACAUUUAAUGCAACCUUUAAAAUCAUAUUUUUUUGGGAGCAAUGAUGUUAUGACUAAUGUACCACUUUACAAUGAGAUUGUUAAAAAAAUAAUCAACGAUAUCAAUACUGAUGAGUUGCAACUAAUGCCUUGUUUUAUUAACACCAUGGGAUUUGUUGAAGGAGCAGGUCUCAAGAUCUUACAUAAUCUUAUAUCUGAAACUAAACCAUCUGAUGUAUUACAGAUUAAAUUCAAUGACAACCAAGAGUUAAAUUUGCAUUCAGAAAUUGUAAAUGACAAUACAAAAUCUUCUUUGUCAUACAACCUUUGGUAUUUUACGUCUACUGUUAAAAAUAAGUUUGCUAAGGCUCCUUAUUCACCAAACAUUAAUAAGCACAUUAGGCAACAAUUGGUAACAUCAUCCUACUUCAGCAAAUGUUUGGAAAGUACAGAUAUCUAUUUUAAUGAUGUUGUCCCAUACAAAAUAAACAUCCGAAAUAUUAAUAUCCAAAUAAAGGAUGUUGAUGAUUUAACCCAAGAUGAAUCUUUAGAUAUAAUUAACGCUAAUGUGUUGGCCCUGUGUGUGGCCAAUAACACAGAAUUAUGUGAAUGUGUUGGAUUUGGUGUUGUCCGUGCUGUAAAUAAAUCUACUGGUGACAUAUUUAUAACUACUCCUGUAACACCAGAUGUAUUGAGACAUGUCAAUCAGUUAAGACUUGGUAACGUAAAUUUGCCAUACACAUUCUAUACAGAAGGUACAGAAAAUCCAAAAUAUGUUAGUGCAAAGCAGGACAGCAUAUUAAAUGAGAAGGUUGCUAGACAUUAUAAAGUGAUGUAAUGAAUGUUUUAAUAAUAAUUGUUCUUUAUCAAAUAUUGAAAAUAAUAAUAAAAAAAUAACAAAAAUAAGUGAGA
Acyrthosiphon pisum (pea aphid) is the source of this 1686-nucleotide messenger RNA. RefSeq names its product polynucleotide 5'-hydroxyl-kinase nol9. The record is from RefSeq and is a predicted model, not a curated record. Bases 95 to 1612 code for a protein of 505 amino acids. Gene Ontology annotation, cellular component: nucleus. The transcript has 8 exons. NCBI's taxonomy places the organism in Eukaryota, Metazoa, Arthropoda, Insecta, Hemiptera, Aphididae. Gene Ontology annotation, biological process: cleavage in ITS2 between 5.8S rRNA and LSU-rRNA of tricistronic rRNA transcript (SSU-rRNA, 5.8S rRNA, LSU-rRNA). Gene Ontology annotation, molecular function: polynucleotide 5'-hydroxyl-kinase activity.